CUCAUUGCAUUGAUGUGUUUUUGUGUCCUUCAAUUUAUCUCUCUGUCCCACUCUCUCCAUCACCUUUAUUCAAAUAUCUCUGAGUUUUUUUUUGAGUAACUCUGUUGUCUACAUAUGCAGAAAACUGGAAUGUACCAAAACCACAUGAAAGACACCAACAACAACUGCAACAAAAGCCUUCUUUGUGAUCACAAGGAAAAGCUUUUCCAGGCUAUUAAAAGAAUCAAGCAUGAGGUAGACCAGUGCAGAGAGGCAGAGAGAGAAACGUACAUAGAUUCAGUGGAAGUAGAGAUUUGAUGAUCUGGAACGGGAAAUCAAGGCUGAGUUUCAAAACCUCCACCGCUUCCUGGAUGAGGAGGAGUGCAGGGAGUACGACCGGCUGAGGAGGGAGAGACAGAAGCAAGUGAAGCAGCUGAAGGAGAGAGAAAAGAAAAUAGUUGAGCAAGGGAGGGACCUGGACAAAGCCAUCAUGGUGCUCAAUAGCAAACUGACUGAGGAGGACAGUCCCAAGCUGCUCAAAUGUGUCUGGUUGGUUGACACAUCGCCAUCCAUCACUCAGUCCAUCCAUCUUCCCGCUGUCUCCAAGCAGGUCUCAGAUUAGUUUCAAGCCUCCAGCUGAAGUGGACACCGAGGUGCGCUCUGGGCAGUUCAUAGGACCCAUCCAGUACAGAAUAUGGAAGCACAUGAAGAGCUGUCUGUACCCGGAUAUCACGCCAAUGACCUUUGACCCCGAAACAGCCCAUCCGAACCUGUCGCUGUCCCAGUCCUUGACUUCAGUCUGGUAUGAGGAGGAUAAAGACACGACGGAUUGCCCGGCCAACCCGCGACGGUUUCACUAUUACUACUGUGUGUUGGGCCACCAGCGCUUCAUCAGCGGCCGGCACUACUGGGAGGUGGAAGUGGCUGGGAAGACAGCGUGGAGGCUGGGCGUGGCGAGAGAAGACGUCCCCAGAGGGGAGAUGCAAACGACAGGAACCUCCAACGGUCUGUGGACACUGGCCCUGAAGGGAGGGUCCGUGAUCGCGUGCACCGACCCGAAGCCCACCAAGGUCACCGUAUCGCUCCGCCUCGUUCGCGUCGGUGUGUUUUUAGACUGUGAGAAGGAAGAGGUCACUUUCUACAACGCUGUAACCAUGGCGCCCAUCUACACGUUCUCCAUGGAAACUGUAGCAGGCCCGCUGUUCCCCUUCUACAACCCCUGUGAUGAUGACGAUGGAAAGAACACGGCACCGAUUAAAGUUUUCACUCCUUCGCUAUAAGAAGUUCAACCCGUUCAGACCUGAAGUAGCAUUUAUACCAAGCCCUGGGGAUUAUUUGAAAAAAAUCUUCUGAAAGGAUGAAGAGAAACCUCUGAAUGUGGUGUUUGCACUAGCCUAUCAGCCUGUGACUCAUUCAUGGCCUAAGAUAAACAUAACUUUCCGUUAAGGCACCCGUUCAUUAUUGGGUAG
Molecule: messenger RNA, 1448 nt
Organism: Salarias fasciatus (jewelled blenny)
Lineage: Eukaryota; Metazoa; Chordata; Actinopteri; Blenniiformes; Blenniidae
Product: E3 ubiquitin-protein ligase TRIM69
Exons: 5
Coding region: 684-1259 (191 amino acids)
Molecular function (GO): protein binding
Source: RefSeq, a predicted model, not a curated record